Messenger RNA from Phialemonium atrogriseum, 2224 nucleotides. Its product is annotated as MmgE/PrpD family-domain-containing protein. The record is from RefSeq and is a predicted model, not a curated record. Lineage: Eukaryota; Fungi; Ascomycota; Sordariomycetes; Cephalothecales; Cephalothecaceae. The coding region runs from base 387 to 2066 and encodes 559 amino acids. The transcript is spliced from 3 exons. Gene Ontology annotation, molecular function: 2-methylcitrate dehydratase activity; 2 iron, 2 sulfur cluster binding. Gene Ontology annotation, cellular component: mitochondrion.
AUGACAUUGUGCCCUAUUAAGUCGUUGGACAGCCUGGGAAUAGGCAUCUAGAAAAACGAAGCGCCCCUUUCUUUCAUCUUAUCAACAAAUUUCUUAUCGACGAAAUCAAAUUCGAAAUUCUGUAGUCGGCGUUGCAAGGCCCCUUGAAUAGCCGAGGCUAAGCCGCAACCCCCCUAGUGAGGAUCUAAGUUCGGCAGGCAGCGGCAAAGCAUUUCCCACUCGCCCGAGCAACGGAGCAUCCCACCAAAGCCGAAGCUCAAGCUUAGAAAGGUUUGGGCGAAGAGCUGCACUCGCCCGAUUAAAUAAAUAGCCCAGGCAGCCCGGAAUUUCUUAGUUUAAGGACCCAAUUGGCGACCGAAGGACUCCUCAAGGACCUACCAAACAUCAUGUCUGCUGUCAGUCGCAGUCUGCGUUCUGCAACUAGGUCGCUGCGCCUCCAGCAAAGCACCAGUCUGCAAUCGGCUGUCCGGCCAGUGGUUCUCGGCGCUGCUUCAAGAACAUCUUUCAGCGGCGUUUCUCGCUCCUCCGCUCCACACUCAUACAACACCUUUUCCACCAUGACUGCCCUCCAAUCCGCUACCGUCCCGCCCGCCGAGGGCAGGAGCUACGAUCCCGAGAUCAAGGACAUCGCUGACUACAUCCACAACAAGCCAGUUGACUCGGAACUUGCUUUUGAUACUGCCCGCUGGGUGUUCCUCGACACCCUCGGCUGUGGCCUCGAGGGCCUACGUUUCAAGGAAUGCGCGAAGCUGCUGGGCCCCAUCGUCGAGGGGACCAUCGUGCCCCAUGGCUCCAAGGUCCCCGGCACUCCCUACCAGCUUGACCCGGUCAAUGCCGCCUUCAACAUCGGUGCCAUGGUCCGCUGGCUGGACUACAACGACUGCUGGCUCGCCGCCGAGUGGGGUCACCCGUCGGACAACCUGGGUGCCAUCCUCGCCGUUGCUGACUGGAUCACGCGGACCAACAAGGCCGGUGGGAACCUUGCCGGCGGCAAGACCUACACCGUCCGGGACGUCCUCGAGGCCAUGAUCAAGGCCCACGAGAUCCAGGGCUGCCUGGCCCUGCUCAACUCGUACAACAAGGUCGGCCUGGACCACGUCGUCCUGGUCAAGGUUGCCAGCACCGCCGUCGUCAGCAAGAUGCUGGGCCUGAGCGAGAAGCAGACCGCCGACGCCGUUACCCAGGCCUGGGUUGACGGCCAGUCCCUGCGGACCUACAGACACUCUCCCAACACCAUGUCGCGGAAGUCGUGGGCCGCCGGUGAUGCCUGCCAGCGCGCCGUGAACCUCGCCCUGAAGGUCCUGAAGGGCGAGCAGGGUGUCCCCACCGUCCUCUCUGCCCCGGUUUGGGGCUUCUACGAUGUUCUCUUCAAGGGAAAGAAGUUUGAGUUCCAGAGGCCGUACGGCAGCUACGUGAUGGAGAACGUCCUUUUCAAGGUCUCGUAUCCGGCCGAGUUCCACUCCCAGACCGCUGUUGAGGCUUCCGAGAAGAUCCACGCCCUGCUCAAGUCGAUGGGCAAGUCCGCGGCUGACAUCAAGGAGAUCACCUGCCGGACCCACGAGGCCUGCAUCCGCAUCAUCGACAAACAGUUCAAGCCCAUGGACAACUUCGCCGACCGUGACCACUGCAUCCAGUACAUGUGCAGCGUCAUGCUCACCUACGGCCGCCUGACAGCGGAGGACUAUGUCGACGGCUCCGAGGCCGCCACGUCGGAGCUCGUCGAGUCCCUCCGCACGCGCAUCAAGUGCGUUGAGGACCCGAAGUUCACCAAGGACUACCAUGACCCGGCCCUCCGCACCAUCAGCAACGCCCUGACCGUCGAGCUGAACGACGGCACCGUCCUGGACGAGGUCGUCGUCGAGGCGCCCCUCGGCCACAGGCUCAGGAGGGAGGAGGCCAAGCCCGAGAUCCUCGCAAAGUACAAGAGGCACCUGGAGCCGCACUACUCCGCCGACAAGGUCAAGAACCUCAUCGACCUCGGUAUGGACCCCACGAGGCUCGAGGCCACCCCCAUCGACGAGUACGUCGAUCUGUACGUCAACAAGGACAGCAAGUUCGUGGUGUAAAAUGGUGUGUGUUGAGAGACGUGCGGGGGCGCACCGGGCAGGGGGGAGGAGGAUUUAAGUCUGGCUACUGGGACCGAGAUUGGAAUUUGUGGGCUUGGAUUUAAAAGCAGCAAUGGGUGCCAUCGUCUACCUAGUCAGGGGAUUGAUCACUGUAGACA